AUGAUUGAAUCCACAUUCCCUCCUCCAGCUACAACUAGUAUCGACUGGAAUAACAUUGGCGUUGCAUUUCUUGGUGUCAACGGCCAUGUUGAGAGUGAUUACGAUGCAGUAAAAAAUAGCUGGUCUGAUCCCUGUUUCGUUGCAGAUCCUUAUCUUCGAAUCCACGGACUAGCACCUGGUCUGAAUUAUGGACAGCAGGUAUUUGAAGGGCUUAAAGCAUACAGAGACCCACACGGUCAAAUCCAAGUAUUCCGUCCCAAGGAUCAUGCUGCACGUUUACAGAGGUCGUGCAACGCCGUCGCUAUACCAGAGAUCCCCCAGGAAACUUUCUGGAAAAGUGUCAACUUGGCUCUCGGACGAAAUGCCGAGUUUGUACCACCACACGAUAGUGAUGCAGCAAUGUACGUACGACCGCUUGCGUUUGGAUCAGACGCUUUUAUCGCAGUCUCUGCGGGACCUAGCUAUAAGUUCUGCGUGUACACCCAGCCCAUCAGUGCCUAUCACGGACUUAGCCCCAUCAAGGCACUAGUCCUUGAAGACCUUGACCGAGCAGCCCCCCUAGGCGUUGGAAAUGUCAAGGUCGGUGGUAACUACGCUCCUGUCCUAAGAUGGAGUGACAAGGCACGUCGCGAUGGCUUCGGCAUUACCCUACACUUGGAUAGCCGCACCCACUCGGAAAUUGACGAGUUCAGCACCUCGGGCUUUAUUGGUGUGAAGAAACUAGGAGAUCAGACAAUCUUAGUUAUUCCAAGCAGCCAGUCGAUAAUUAAGAGUGUUACUAGCACGAGUGCUAUUGAAGUAGCACGAUCACUGCUUGGUUGGACCGUGGAGAUCAGACCGAUUCCAUAUGCCGAACUUCCAUUUUUCAAUGAGAUUCUAGCAGUCGGUACGGCCGCUAUGCUCGUCCCAGUCCGUUCCAUCACAAAAAAGUCAAACGGGGAUGUAUUCGAGUAUGGACCGUCGACCAAUGAGCCGGGACCAUGCUGUGUGGAACUUUCAAAGCAGCUCAAAGGAAUUCAACGCGGAGUUAUUCCUGAUAUUUUUCACUGGUUGAAGCCAGUCACGGACCCCAGUAUUGGUGAGAAGUCUAUCAAUGGAACCUGGUUAGCCGAGGAGAAACAAGAUGCCCAUUUAAAAACGAUUGGGGUGCGCGCCGACUCCUCACUAAAUUCAACCAUGAUUAAGACAUAG
Molecule: messenger RNA, 1191 nt
Organism: Talaromyces rugulosus
Lineage: Eukaryota; Fungi; Ascomycota; Eurotiomycetes; Eurotiales; Trichocomaceae
Exons: 5
Coding region: 1-1191 (396 amino acids)
Biological process (GO): branched-chain amino acid metabolic process
Molecular function (GO): branched-chain-amino-acid:2-oxoglutarate transaminase activity
Source: RefSeq, a predicted model, not a curated record